Cantharellus anzutake is the source of this 756-nucleotide messenger RNA. RefSeq lists its product as uncharacterized. NCBI's taxonomy places the organism in Eukaryota, Fungi, Basidiomycota, Agaricomycetes, Cantharellales, Hydnaceae. The transcript is spliced from 5 exons. The record is from RefSeq and is a predicted model, not a curated record. The coding region runs from base 1 to 603 and encodes 200 amino acids.
AUGAUCUUCACUGCGCUUUUACAACUUCUUCUUGCCUACAUCGGUGUCAUCGCUGCCGCCCCUGCAUCACCAUUCGAAGCUAACCAAGGUCUUGCCAGCCUGGGGAACAGCUUAAUAGCUAAUCAUAACAAUGGUGGCGCGGGUCCAACCCUCGAUGCUGAACUUUGGGGUCAUAUCCACUUCAUCUACCAACUGAUCCGGCCCCAUCCUAUCAACGUUACUGAGGGGGUCAGAGUCAACAUUAGGUUUCUCGGUGGGACGUGGAGAGAUACGAACGGACGGUUGAUUGCCAUAGUUCUUCCUGGUAUUGGAGGAGAUGAAGGAUAUACUGAUAAGGCAGGAGUAUUCCACGUAGAUAUUCGACAAACCGUUCGAUUCGUGAGUGAUGGAAGGUUCGGUUACGUACAGUUAACAGGCUACAAGAUUGGUAACUACGCCAGUACCGUCGUAUCCAUCGAGACGGACUCGGCCGCUAACCUCAAAUUCAACAACCGGAUCAUAUACUCCCUCGGUACAUUCUCCAAGACUGGCGUGUCAGCUCCUAUUUGGGCACUGGGACCAUCUGCACCUCCCAAGAUUAACGAUGAAGUGGUUGAGAAGUGAACGACUGUUGGUUCUUAAUACUUUUUUCCCUCACGACGAUUCGAGCAACGUUUUUCUUUUUUUUUGCUUCCCCCUUGUUGCAUGUUCCAAAUUACUGUAAGGGUUUCAUGAUUGACUGUACUGCCGGCCGCUAUAUAUUGCAUGUAUGCAUGC